GUGAUGUUGGGCUGUUGCGAAAGUAACGAUUAACGACGCUGGCAAAAUAAGUUUUGUUUGAUUUUUACGGCAGUGAAUUCGUACGGAUGUGUUUUUAUACAUCGCUUCACUAGAUAUCGUUAUUCUUCUAAAAAUGUCUUGGAGAAAUACAACAACCGUCACUAUGUCUGAACGCAAAGCCGUAGUCAAGAAUGCCGACAUGGCCGAAGAUCAUCAGCAAGACGCCAUUGAGUGCGCAACCCAAGCCAUGGAGAAGUUCAACGUAGAGAAAGACAUUGCCGCCUACAUCAAGAAGGAGUUCGACCGGAAGUACAACCCCACCUGGCAUUGCAUCGUGGGAAGGAACUUUGGCAGCUACGUCACUCACGAGACCAAGCACUUCAUCUACUUCUAUCUCGGCCAGGUUGCUGUGUUGCUGUUCAAGUCUGGAUAGAUGCAGCUCAAACCAACUCGGCUAAUCUUGUGACUGUGUAAAUAGCUAUAAACUGGAAAGUCAUGACUUCUCCAUCGAUGAUGGCGCACUUCCCAACCCGAUGUCCAUCACGCAUGAGCCACGACCAUCGACAUCUGACACCUGCAGACGGAAAUAAAGCUAUGCAGUUUUGUGUACGAAUGCUAUCACCGAAAUAGUACUAUGAACUUUAAAGUAUUCUGGUUUGGUUUCCCUUUGUUAUGAAUGGUUGAUGCCGUUAGCUCUUUACAAAAAGAAAUGUGAGCAUUUUGUUCCAAGUAUUGUUAUUGGUUCAUUGCGUAAAAUGGUGCUAGAUAAAAUCAUUUUUUGAAAUUCAUAAACCCAUCAAAAGUAAUGGUUAAAAGUAAUAACAAGCAAAACGUUAACCUCAAGCUUCUAUACAUUUAGCUUCUACCUACAUUGAUCUCCCAAGGAUCAUGUUGUAAAAGCUGUAAGAGCAUUUUGAGAACAGAACAGAAAUGUUUGGCAGAAAAACUGACCAAAGUGUAAAGUAAAGGAAGGUAGAUAAGAUUUGUACCACCGAGUAAUUGCUAGAAAUAAUCAUUUUGUAAAUUCAUAAACCAAAAGUAUUCAUAAUUGAAACUGAUUACCAAAACGGCAACGUUAUAACACACGGCUAAAAUGUAUGGAUAUAAAAGCACCCCGAGAACAUAGCAAAAUGUCAGGCAGAAAAACUAACUAGGAGAUAAAUUAUUAUUAUUUUUACAAUGUAAAGAAAGGUAGGAAAGGAUGUUAAUAAAUUUUGUAACAAAAAGUAACAAUGAA
Asterias rubens (European starfish) is the source of this 1237-nucleotide messenger RNA. RefSeq names its product dynein light chain LC6, flagellar outer arm-like. Lineage: Eukaryota; Metazoa; Echinodermata; Asteroidea; Forcipulatida; Asteriidae. Gene Ontology annotation, biological process: cilium assembly; microtubule-based process. Gene Ontology annotation, cellular component: cytoplasmic dynein complex. Gene Ontology annotation, molecular function: dynein light intermediate chain binding; dynein intermediate chain binding. The record is from RefSeq and is a predicted model, not a curated record. Bases 134 to 433 code for a protein of 99 amino acids. The transcript has 2 exons.